Molecule: messenger RNA, 1440 nt
Organism: Aspergillus homomorphus CBS 101889
Lineage: Eukaryota; Fungi; Ascomycota; Eurotiomycetes; Eurotiales; Aspergillaceae
Product: TFIIH/NER complex subunit TFB2
Exons: 3
Coding region: 1-1440 (479 amino acids)
Biological process (GO): nucleotide-excision repair
Cellular component (GO): transcription factor TFIIH holo complex; transcription factor TFIIH core complex
Molecular function (GO): double-stranded DNA binding; ATPase activator activity
Source: RefSeq, a predicted model, not a curated record
AUGGCUGCUGCUCCAUCGUCUCGUCCGUUUGAAUAUCUCGAAGGCCUUCCUGGCACGGUCUUCUUCAAGCUUUACCAGCAGCCAUCCACCGCCCUCGCCAUCUUCAGGCGCAUGCUGCCUGACUUGGCAAAAUGUUUUGUGAUGGCACUGCUGUACCUCAAGGAUCCGCUCCCCGCAGCGGAUCUGGAGGUGUGGGUUAAAUCCGAGAGCUUGAAGGAACGUGACAACGCGCUUUCGAUCCUAGGCAGGCUACAUAUUUUGUCUAAUACCGUCAUCGCCAACAAUGUCCGGGCCUACAUGGUUACCAACCCGUUCGCUGCCUCGCUGCGACAUGCUCUUACGGGAGCUGAGCAGACGCAGUCCUUCGGUGUUCUCGCACAGGUACCCGACGCGUCAGCAGUCUCCAUCGCCAACUUGGAUGAAUACGCGAGGAGACAAUGGGAAGGUGUGCUGGGAUAUAUGGUGGGAACCAGCGGACUGGGAAUCCAGCGGGACGUAAAUCUGAGCAAAGGCGUGAAACAGCUUCUGCAAGCCGGUCACUUGGUGGAGAUCAGAAGCAGUCGCGUUGACAUCACCAAGGACGGCUUUGCCUUUGUUCUGCAGGACGUCAGCACGCAGGUGUGGCACAUUCUGAUCCUGUAUGUGGAAAGCGCCGAAGCCAUCGGGAUGGAUAGCGUCGAGGUGCUCUCGUUCGUCUUCCUGCUCAGCAGUCUCGAGCUCGGCAAAUCGUACGAAAAGAGGCACCUCACCUCGAACCAACUCCGGACCCUAUCCGAUCUGGCCGACUUCGGGAUCGUCUAUCAAGAGUCACCCGAUGCCUCGCAUUUCUACCCCACCCGCCUGGCGACUACGCUCACGUCUGACUCCAGCGCGUUGAGCAAUCCGAUCUCCGGCUCUCUCUCCGGUAGUCCUACCGGCAAUUCCGGCAAAGCUGGAACGGGCUUCAUCAUCAUCGAAACCAACUACCGGCUUUACGCGUACACUUCGUCUCCUCUGCAGAUUUCCCUCAUCGCGCUCUUCACCACACUGAAGUACCGCUUCCCGAACCUCGUCACGGGCAAGAUCACCCGUCAGUCGAUCCGGCGGGCCGUCGAGAUGGGCAUCACCGCCGACCAGAUCAUCUCGUACCUGUCCACCCACGCGCAUCCGCAGAUGCGCAAGCACAACGCCUCUCGAUCCACGUCCAACCAGGCGGGGAUCUCACAGUCGAUCCUCCCGCCUACGGUUGUGGACCAGAUCCGUCUCUGGCAACUGGAACGAGACCGUGUCAAAGCAACGGCUGGGUUCUUAUUCAAGGACUUUGUCAGCCUGGCAGAGUACGAGGCUCCGUGCCGGUAUGCGGAAGAGAUUGGCGUUCUUGUGUGGAAGUCGGAUCGCAAGCGCAUGUUUUUUGUCACCCGACACGAACAGGUUGCGGCUUUCCUACGGAGUCGGAAGUGA